Messenger RNA from Verticillium alfalfae VaMs.102, 2961 nucleotides. RefSeq lists its product as hypothetical. The transcript is spliced from 3 exons. Lineage: Eukaryota; Fungi; Ascomycota; Sordariomycetes; Glomerellales; Plectosphaerellaceae. Gene Ontology annotation, cellular component: SIN/MEN two-component GAP complex; mitotic spindle pole body. Bases 1 to 2961 code for a protein of 986 amino acids. The record is from RefSeq and is a predicted model, not a curated record. Gene Ontology annotation, molecular function: GTPase activator activity. Gene Ontology annotation, biological process: mitotic spindle orientation checkpoint signaling; regulation of Ras protein signal transduction.
AUGGAGGCAUUACGCUUGAAGCCACGGCAGCCCGUGGAAGAACAGAUUGAGGAUUGGGAUGAUGGCGACUUCCAGAUCGAUGCCGGCGAGGCCCCCUUUCGCCCCGCCAAUUCGCACAACCAACCGCCGAGCCGUCGCGACUCGCACUCGUCCGUCAUGUCCUUGCGCUCCGAGCUCGAGUCACUACCCGGCGACGAGAGGCAGCUGCAUCUGCCUGGCGAUGACGAGCGGUCGACCCUCGACGCCAUUGCCGCUGCCACCAAGGCCGGCAUCCCUAUCCCGCAAAACGUCCCCUCGUCAGCCCUCAUGGGCGGCACGAUCAAGCGCCUGGGCGGUCGCAAGAUUAAGAGGAUCAUCCAGGACGACUGGGAGAACGAUCUCGAGCUGCCGGAUUCCGCACAAGCCCUUCGCAUCAAACCACAAGACGCCUCGCAGUUCCCCGACGCCCUGCGGCAAGUAAGCGGUCCUCACUCGAGCCCCACCAAAUUGUCGGCCGCCGUCCGUCUGUCCAUCAGCAAGGACGAGCGGAGACAAUCUACCAUGUCCAUGUCGAGCGUCGUGUCGGGCGCUGCCAACCUGGACAAGUUUAAAGACAACGAUGAUGAAGACGAUGACUUCUUCGGUGACGGAGGCGCUACCAUCAAAGUGUCCAAGACCCGCCCACCCAAGCCCAUCUCCCUCAUCACGCCACCCACGCCGCAGAAGAUGGAGAAGACGGACAAGAUUGCUGGUGCCGACGACGACUUUGAGGGCGACUUCGAGCUGCCCUCUGACGGCAAGCUCAAGCUCUCCACGCGCAGCUUGGGCACUCGAUUCGGCGGCACCAGGAGAGACGGCCGAUCCAACCGAAGCUCCUCGGCUUCCGCCCUCAGCCCCAGCGUGUCCAGCUCGUUCACUGCCGAGAGUGAAGACGACACCUUUGAGGGCCUCCUGCUGCCAAGCGGACACGUCAACUUUGAGGAGCGACUCGUGCGAAACAGAAAGAGCCGCUCGCCUGUGCGUACUGUGGAAGAGGAGCCUGCCGAUCUCAAGACUCCUCAGCCUCAGGUCCAGGCGCCUCAGGGUCAGCCCGCACCGCGCGCUCCCCAAGCCGAAGCCGACAAGGAUGACAUGUUUAAUGAUCUUGAGCUCGGCGACGGCGAAGUCUUUGAUUCGGGCAAGCUCACAUUACACCGUAACAUCCGCAUGAACACAAACCGCCCCGCCAGCCCGACGCGGCCCAAGACGGCCGUCUCCAUCACCUUCACCAACAAGCCCGUGCAGUCACGUCUGCCGAGACCGAACCAUGAGCGCGCUCAGUCAUCUUUGGAGCCCGUGUCGGAGAGUGGCGGUCCUAUUCAGUCCAGAUCGAGGCGGUCGCAGUCACGCAUGGGUCACUCGUCACAUUCUUCUGUCACCAGUCUACCCACACCAACGACGCCUUCUCCCAUUCAGCUCCUACAGCCCGCGACGCCCCGCAGGCGAGAGAUGAGCAAGCCUACAUCCCACGCCUCUCUCCGCAACGAACCCACCACCACCAGCUCCCAGCUGCUGAAGUUUAAGCGAUCCUUGCCGGCCAUGCGAGCGACGCCGCAGUCGCCCGCCAAAGCCCCCAUUCCUCGAUAUGAGAGACCCCCCUCUCGGACCGAUGGCCGCCCGCAGUCGUCUCUGCGACCCAAGACACCGGUCGAGAGACGAGCUGCUGGAGAGCCCGCGCUUCAGACGGCCCGCAAGCCGUUCCUGCCCGCUGGUUCAUCUACCACGCACUCACAUCACAUAUCUGCCAAGACGGGACGGUCACUGCGACGUCACGACUCGAACAGUUCCAUUGAUCUCCGGCCCGCCUCUAGGACCGUCUCCCGGUCCGCGAUGCGCUCGCCUAGUCCGCAGCGCCUCCACCGCAGCGCUAACCAGAUCGCCCAAGGCGGACCGCGGGCUGGCUAUUACCAGAACCGAUCCAAGACGUUUGGUGACGGGCAUGAGCUCGACGCUUUUGACGACCUGCCUACGUCCAGCCAGGCAGAGUCCAAGUACGUCUGCCAGCCAGCAAAGGCGCCUCUACGAAACAAGAUUUACCAGAACGUGCUGCCCGACCGCAACACUACCCCCUCACCGGUGCCUCAAUCGCCAGCCAGAUUCGACCGAUCUGACAGCACACCACACUUUGCCCGCGACACUGCAGCCAGCAGGAUCGCGCGGGAGACGUCACUGGCUCACCGUGCUCCUUCCAAUGGACCGCUCGCACAAUUGACGACCCAGCGUGUUGCGCAGCUUUCUAGCAGAAACAACUUUCACCCGGGUGUCCCACAGCCGACGGUGCGCUCUAAGAAGCAUCGCAGCAAGCCUCCGCAGCUCAAGCCGCAUUUGAUCACCAACAUGAAUAAGGACAAUUCUUCGAGGCACGAGAAGGGCAUGUUCUAUAACCCACAAACACACCGAUGGGAAGGCAACGAGAACGCGCUCAGCGCCUUCGACCCCCCAAUGCCUUCACCUUCGACUCUGACCCCCAUCGCUCAUCUGCCGCGCGAGAAGGAGACUGGCACACCUCGCCCGGCUCUCAUCACCAACAUUACCGGGACCAAGAACGUUCAGGUCGUCGGAGGCAUGGUGUUUGACCCGCAGAACAUGUGCUGGCUCAAGCUGGACCCUCAGAACAAAGCCAAGUCCGAGUCCAAUGAUACGAUGGAUGGCUUCAACGCCCUGGACGACGAUGACGAUGUUUUCAAAGACAUCCCCGACCUCGAGGACCCUCCUGCAGACUCUGCCGAAGGCGGCCACGGCCGUGUCAGCGAUGUCAAAGACGACUGGCUUGUCGGCGAGGAGUUUGACGUCGGCCCCGAAUUCGUGCGCCGCCAGCGUGAGGAAGAAGACCGGUGGAGGAAGAAGUGUGAGAAGUGGCUCGACGUGCCCGACCGCAACCGCGAGACCUGGCGCUGGGCCAUCCGCGAUCUUCUUGUGCACCAGCGCACCACGGCGCAAUAA